Tribolium madens (black flour beetle) is the source of this 3344-nucleotide messenger RNA. RefSeq lists its product as uncharacterized. Lineage: Eukaryota; Metazoa; Arthropoda; Insecta; Coleoptera; Tenebrionidae. The record is from RefSeq and is a predicted model, not a curated record. The coding region runs from base 1 to 2226 and encodes 741 amino acids. The transcript is spliced from 5 exons.
AUGGCCGAUAGCACUUUUGUCGGUGACGAUGACGUGCAUGAGGGUUCGACGUGCAGGGGAGUGUGGGACUCCGUCGUGGUGUUCGGGACGGUCUUACCCACUAAAAUCCCUCCUGUGGCUAUCAGUACUACCCAGGAACUGCAAAUAUGGUCUUCGGCCCAGAUUGGUGCCGCAUAUAGUAAAAUCGACUGCACCACCGCGUAUAGUAUUCUUUUUUUGUGUCAGAUAAACCAUUUACGUUAUUGUCUAAAGUCAAACCAAUGUUGUGUCAAAGUACCUAAAACAAGAAAAUUUUUACAGUUCGAAAAUCAUUCUUACAAAGAAAAAGUUCCUUUUGUUAUAUAUGCAGAUUUAGAAAGGAUUUUUGAAAAACCAUCUGCAUCAGACAGUAAUAAUUGUUUUACAAAUUCUAAUUCUGUGAUAUAUCAAAACCAUGUUGCAUUUAGCGUAGCUUAUUAUCUAAAGUGCUCUUUCAACGAUUCAUUCUCUAAAUUUAAUAUUUAUCGUGGCAAAGAUUGCAUACAAUGGUUUGUUGAAGAAUUGCAUGAAAUUUCACUAUUUUGUAAUGAACAGCUUGAAAUAAUUUUACCUAUGACGACAACAACAGCUUCAACAACAACAACAAAUGAUAAGUGUCACAUCUGCAAACAAACAUUUCACUCAAAUCAAAUUAAAGUACGAGAUCAUAAUCAUCAAACUGGAAAGUUUCGUGGAUUUGCACAUCAGGCUUGUAACCUAAAUUACAAAGAUGCUCAUUACAUCCCUGUUGUUUUUCAUAACUUAAGUGGAUAUGAGGCUCACUUUAUAAUUAAAGAACUAUCAACACAGUUUCAAGGAACAAUCAAGUUACUUCCUAUUAAUAAAGAAAAAUAUAUUUCUUUUACUAAAUAUGUUACAGGCACAAACGUUUCUUUACGAUUUGUUGCUUCGUUUCGUUUCAUGUCUCAAGCUUUAGGAAAACUUCCAUCAAACUUACAAAACAAUCAAAAAUCUAUAACUAAAUUAUUUUGUAAUACGGAACAAGAAUUUUUGUUAUUAACCAAAAAAGGUGUAUUUCCAUAUGAUUACAUUGAUUCAUUUGAACGUUUAGAAGAAACCAGUUUACCUUGUAAAGAAGCGUUUUACAGUGAACUUAAUGAAGAACCCAUAAGUGACAGCGACCAUUAUCAUGCUAAAAAAGUCUGGGAUUGCUUUCAUAUUAAAACAAUUGGAGAGUAUACUGACUUGUACUUAAAAACUGAUGUGCUUUUACUUGCUGAUGUUUUUGAAGCUUUUCGUGAUACAUGUAAAAAAACAUAUGAUUUAGAUCCUUUACAUUAUUACACCGCUCCUGGUCUUACAUUCGAUGCGAUGCUCAAAACUACAAAUAUAAUAUUAGAACGUUUGAUAGAUAUUGAUCAAAUAUUAUUUAUAGAAAAAGGGAUAAGAGGUGGUGUAUCACAGUGUUCAAACAGAUAUGCAAAAGCUAAUAACAAAUACAUGAAAGAACAUUUUAAUCCAAAUUUAGACAGCAAGUACUUAAUGUAUUUUGAUGUAAAUAAUUUAUAUGGUGCAGCAAUGUCAGAAUAUUUGCCGUAUGGUAAAUUUGACUUUCUAGAAAUUUUCAACAUUCAACAAAUAUUAAAUACAGCUAAUACUUCGGAUGUUGGUUACAUAAUUGAAUGUGAUUUAGAUUAUCCUAUUUACCUACAUAAUCUGCAUAGCGAUUUACCACUGGCACCUGAACAUAUGGUGCCACCAAAUUCUACAUCUAAAAUUAAAAAACUGCUCUUAACAUUGUUUCCAAAGAGGAACUAUAUUAUUCAUUAUAGAAAUUUAAAAAUGUACUUAGAACUGGGAAUGAAAUUGACUAAGGUUCACAAAGUUUUAAAAUUUAAACAAUCACCUUGGCUUAAACAAUAUAUUGACUUGAAUACUAAACUUAGACAACAGGCUAAAAAUGAUUUUGAAAAAGAUUUUUAUAAAUUAAUGAUUAAUGCUAUUUAUGGUAAAUGUAUGGAGAAUGUUAGAAAACAUAGAGAUAUUCGAUUGGUAACGAAAUGGGAUGGUGGACGCUGGGGAUUGCGCUCAUUGAUUUCAAAACCUAAUUUUCAUAGCUCGAUUAUUUUUGAUGAAAAUAUUGUUGUUGUUGAAAUGAAUAAAUUAGAAGUUUAUUUGAAUAAACCUAUAUAUGUUGGUUUUAGUAUUUUGGAUAUUUCAAAAAUCUUUAUAUCAUUUUCAUUAUAACUAUAUUAUUAAAACCUUUCAAACCUCUGCAAAAUUACUUUACACCGAUACUGACAGUUUAAUUUAUGAAUUUAAAGUUGAUGACGUAUAUCAAUAUAUCAAAAAUGAUUUUCACCUUUUUGAUACCUCAGAUUAUGAUGUUAACAAUGUUUAUAAUAUUAUACAAAGAAACAAAAAAGUACCCGGUCUUAUGAAAGAUGAAAACAAUGGUAAAAUUAUGCUAGAACUUGUUGGUUUAAGAUCAAAAAUGUAUGCUUACACUGUUGAUGAUAAUAAAUCAAAAGAGCAUUUAGUUAAAAAAUCAAAAGGAUCUACAAAAUCCUCAAUAAAAGCUAUAACUUUUAAUGAUUAUAAAAAUUGUUUAUUUGAUCAAACAAUUUUUAAAAAGUACAAAAAUUAAUAAGAUCUAAAAAUCACAAGGUCUCAUCUGUAAAACAGAAAAAAAUUGUUUUAAGUCCAUUUGAUGAUAAACGUACUGUUAAUUUUGAUACAACUGACACUAAGCCUUGGCGCUACAUGUACCAACGUAAGCAAAUAAUGGAAGGGAUAUUAACUACAAAAUAAGUGCUAACCAGUGUUUUCAAGAUGGAGCUUUUGUUACAAAUCAAAAUCGAGGCCCAAGAUGCUCUUCAGAAAAUUUACGUAAAACAUUUGUAUAACCUGAUCCUGUAUGAAGACACUCACCAAACAAAACUUAAUCUUUUUACUUUAAUGAGCCGGGAAGACUUUAUUGUUCCAAGUGAAAUUUUUGUGAAGAUGCCUGUUUACAUCAAGAAUAUUGAUGUUGAUAUAUUUGUAAAACUAUUACAGAAAAGAAAAUUUUUGGAUAAGUAUGUACACACAUUUAUCGAUGUCUGUAGAAAUAUUCCAAAAUCUAUUCUUUGUUAACUGCUUAUGGUUUACAAAAGAAUGUAUCACAUAUUUAUUAUCUCUUAAAUUUAUUGUCUAACCACAAUUUGCAAAAUAUUUGUUCAAAGGAAUUUCCAUUGUUAAAUAUUUUGCAAUUCCAUAAAACUGUUUUAUCAUGCUUUGAUCAAUUUGUAUGUAAUGUUGCAUACUUAGCAACUUUAAGCCUGUUGACAUUAUUAUCUAUUCAAUAAAACACUUUAUUACUUUUA